AAAUACAGCUAAGGAAUACGGACAACAUGUUCUAUACACAUGUGCUUAUGAGUAAGCGAGGGCCAUUGGCCAAGAUCUGGCUUGCAGCUCACUGGGAGAAGAAACUCACAAAGGCUCAUGUAUUUGAAUGUAAUCUAGAGAUAACCAUUGAAAAAAUUCUUUCAUCUAAGGUAAAAAUUGCACUUCGAACUUCAGGACAUCUUCUUUUGGGAGUUGUGCGAAUCUAUAAUAGGAAAGCAAAAUAUCUUUUGGCAGAUUGCAAUGAAGCAUUGCUUAAAAUGAAGAUGACAUUUCGCCCAGGACUGGUUGACCUCCCGAAAGAGAAUUUUGAAGCUGCUUACAAUGCUAUCACACUGCCAGAAGAAUUUCAUGAUUUUGACACCCAGAAUGUGAAUGCUAUUGAUGUUUCAGAACACUUUACUCAGAACCAAAGCAAACCAGAGGAAAUCACACUUAGAGAAGAUUAUAGUAAUGAUCUACUUUUCCAAGCUGGAAGCUUUGGGGAGGAAACUGAAAUUCUCAGAAGACAUAGCUUCUUUGAUGACAACAUACUGCUGAAUUCCAGUGGUCCUUUAGUUGAACAUAGUUCUGGAAGCAUUGCUGGAGAAAAACCUCUGUUCUAUGACAGUGAAGAUGGAUUUGGAGAUGAAGGGGCUGCAGGAGAGAUGAUUGACAAUCUACUGCAAGAUGAUCAAAAUAUCCUGUUAGAAGACAGUCAUUUGAACAGAGAAAUUUCUCUGCCUCCUGAACCUCCUGAUACCAUAUGGAACCAGAUAAUCCAGAGUAUAUACGUCUACCUGAAAAUGGAAAAAUGGAUGAAACAUUAUCAAAUGAAGAAGAAGGAUUUACCCUUGACCCAAUUGAUGUUUCAGACAUUGCUGAGAAGAGAAAAGCCAAAAAGAGGAAAUUGCUCAUAG
Molecule: messenger RNA, 917 nt
Organism: Ailuropoda melanoleuca (giant panda)
Lineage: Eukaryota; Metazoa; Chordata; Mammalia; Carnivora; Ursidae
Gene: RAD21L1
Product: RAD21 cohesin complex component like 1
Exons: 8
Coding region: 27-917 (296 amino acids)
Biological process (GO): replication-born double-strand break repair via sister chromatid exchange; sister chromatid cohesion
Cellular component (GO): meiotic cohesin complex
Molecular function (GO): chromatin binding; protein binding
Source: RefSeq, a predicted model, not a curated record